This is a messenger RNA of Candida tropicalis MYA-3404, 1029 nucleotides long. RefSeq lists its product as uncharacterized. The transcript has a single exon. The record is from RefSeq and is a predicted model, not a curated record. Gene Ontology annotation, biological process: catechol-containing compound metabolic process. Lineage: Eukaryota; Fungi; Ascomycota; Pichiomycetes; Serinales; Debaryomycetaceae. The coding region runs from base 1 to 1029 and encodes 342 amino acids. Gene Ontology annotation, molecular function: catechol 1,2-dioxygenase activity; ferric iron binding.
AUGGCUCCAACUCCAACUACUACUCCAAUGCCUGUCCCACCAAAGGGUCCAGAAAUUUCUGACAUGAGCGAUGAGACAAUCACCGAGAAUACUAUUUUGGUCAAUUCACAACAUAAGAAUAUGAGGUUGUUUUUCGUAUUAAAUACAUUGGUACAACAUUUACAUGAUUUUGCUAGAGAAGUCAGAUUAACUACUGAAGAAUGGGAAGAAGGUAUCAAAUUUUUGACUGAUUGUGGACAUAUUACUACUGAUAUCAGACAAGAAUUUGUAUUGUUGUCUGAUGUGUUGGGACUUUCGGUGCUUGUUGAUGGUAUUUCACAUCCAAAACCAGAGAAUGCCACUCUGGGAACCUUAUUGGGUCCUUUCCAUACCCAUGAUGCUGAAGAGAAAGAACAAGGUGAUAGUAUCGUAUCAGAAGGUAAAGGUGAACCUUUAUUGAUUGAAGGUAAAUUGACUGAUACUAAUGGAGACCCAAUUGCUAAUGCUACUAUAGAUCUUUGGCAUUGUGACAAGGAUGGAUUUUAUGAUACUCAAUAUGAAAACCGUGACCAUGCUGAUUUAAGAGGUAUUGUUAGAACCGCAGAAGAUGGUUCCUUUGUCAUCAAGGCUUCUAAACCUGUUCCAUAUCCUAUUCCAAGUGAUGGUCCUGUUGGUAAAUUAUUGAAGAUCAUUAACCGUCAUCCAUACAGACCAGCCCACAUCCAUUUCAUAAUUGAAAAACCAGGUUAUGAUAGAUUGAUCACUGCCUUGUACGAGAAGGGAGACCCAUUUGAAAAGUCAGAUGCUGUCUUUGGUGUUAAAUCAAAGUUAUUAUAUACUUUAGAUAAAGUUGGUGAAGAAAAAGCAAGUAAAUAUAAUAUGGAUAAAGAUGACUGGUAUUUACAUUGGGAUUUCACUAUAAUCACUGAACAGGAAUCUGUUGAUUUGGUUAGAAAAAAGAAUAAAGAAGCAAUUGUUAAUAACAAGAAUUCACCUUAUAAUUUGAUUCUUAACAAGAACGGUUUGCCUGAGGCAGCUCCAUUAGACUAG